Messenger RNA from Protopterus annectens (West African lungfish), 1906 nucleotides. It is a transcript of the gene MICU1, whose product is annotated as mitochondrial calcium uptake 1. Bases 164 to 1618 code for a protein of 484 amino acids. The transcript has 14 exons. Gene Ontology annotation, cellular component: uniplex complex. The record is from RefSeq and is a predicted model, not a curated record. NCBI's taxonomy places the organism in Eukaryota, Metazoa, Chordata, Ceratodontiformes, Protopteridae. Gene Ontology annotation, molecular function: calcium ion binding. Gene Ontology annotation, biological process: mitochondrial calcium ion homeostasis; calcium import into the mitochondrion.
CCAACACCCGUAAGGCUACUGUAGUAAAAAACUGGGCGGAGUCUGAAUGACGUUGGAAAACUCAAUGGCUGCUUCCAUGACUGUUUCAGGAACUGAUAACACUGAGUAGGAAUUAUUUUGGGGUCUCUUAUUCCAGGAGAGUGAGAGCCACCGUACUGACAGGAUGUUCCGUGUUAGAAUUUUGCCUGCUUUGGCAGGACUAGCUGCUGUUUCUAGGCGAUUCUAUGGUGCUGGAAUUCCUUUGAAAAACAGACGGCGGAUGAUGAUGGUAGCCUUUUUUGGAGCAACGGCAGCAACUGCUUCUGCAGGAUUAUUGUGGAAAACUGCCUAUGCAGAGUCUGCCUCAUCAGUGAAGCAUUCCUCAAAGGAUGAAGCUGUAGAAAGAGAAGAUGAAGAUCUUGAUGAAGGAGAGCUAGAAUCAAGUGAUGAGGAAACCAAGACUGAAGGGAGGAAGAAGAAAAGAGUUGGAUUCAGAGAUCGGAAGGUGAUGGAAUAUGAGAACAGAAUCCGUGCCUAUUCUACUCCAGAUAAAAUUUUCCGAUACUUUGCCACACUGAAGGUUUUGAAUGAGCAUGGAGAUUCAGAAGUCUUCAUGACUCCACAAGACUUUGUUAGAUCUAUAACUCCCAAUGAAAAGCAGCCAGAAAAUUUAGGACUGGACCAGUUCAUCACUAAACGAUAUGAUGGAAAGCAGGACUUUUGGCAGAAUGAGAAGCUGAACCAGGAAAGAGAGAAGUUUGCCAAUGAAGACAGUAUUUUCUAUGCCCUCGGAGAAUGUGGACUAAUUUCAUUUUCUGAUUACAUCUUCCUCACUACUGUCUUGUCCACACCUCAGAGGAACUUUGAAAUUGCCUUCAAGAUGUUUGAUUUGAAUGGUGACGGUGAAGUAGACAUGGAAGAAUUUGAACAGGUUCAAAGCAUCAUACGAUCUCAAACCAGCAUGGGUAUGCGCCACCGGGACCGUUCCACUACAGGAAAUACACUUAAGACUGGCUUCAAUUCUGCUCUCACGACUUACUUCUUUGGAGCUGAUUUGAAAGGGAAAUUAACUAUCAAAAGCUUUUUGGAAUUUCAGCGAAAACUUCAGCAUGAUGUUCUGAAGUUAGAGUUUGAGCGCCAUGAUCCAGUGAAUGGACGAAUCACAGAGCGUCAGUUUGGUAGCAUGUUACUUGCGUAUAGCGGUGUGCAGUCGAGGAAGCUCAACCAAAUGCUCAAACGGAUAAAAAAGCAAUUCAAAGAUGCACAGGGAGUCAAUUUUGAAGAAGUGGAGAGUUUCUUCACAUUCUUAAAGAAUAUUAAUGAUGUAGACACGGCAUUGAGUUUCUACCACAUGGCUGGAGCAUCUCUUGAUAAAGCUACCAUGCAGCAGGUGGCCAGGACUGUAGCAAAGGUGGAGCUUUCUGACCAUGUCUGCAAUGUUGUCUUUGCACUUUUUGACUGCGAUGGAAAUGGGGAGCUGAGUAAUAAGGAGUUUGUCUCAAUCAUGAAGCAGCGGCUGAUGAGAGGCCUGGAGAAGCCUAAAGACAUGGGAUUUACUCGACUUGUGAGAGCCAUGUGGAAAUGUGCUCAGGACACAGCCUGGAACUUUGCUGUUCCUAAACAGAAAGGCACUGAAUGAGAUGCAACUGCAAAAACAGAACUGAGUGAAUUAAAAAUAAAUUGGGCAUCCUAUUUAUUUAUUAUUUGGGAAAAUACAGACUGGCUGGCCAAAAUUAGUCAAGAUUGAUAUAUUUUUGGUUUGACUGUGCCAUACUUUAAGAGGACAUUAUAUACAGAUACUGAGCGCAGGGAGAGGUUUGUAACAACAUUAAAUUUGCAAGUAAAAUGCAUUUGGCUUCUAUUGCCAGCUUGUUGUAUUCAGUCAUCUGAUGUAUUUUGUUUUUAUUAAAGAAGCAAUCAUUCAUCA